AUGGCCCGGACAGUCGGCUCCCCACCGGGCCCGGCGGCGGCGGCGUCGUCACCCGCCCGCGGGCGACCUCUGGCCGUGACGCUGCUCUUCACCGUCCUCUUUGCCGCGUGUGCCAGCUGCGGCUACUGGUACAACCGGGUGUACCAGGUCGGCACGCCCUUUAUCCAGGACUUCGAGGCGCACCUGAAGACCGGGCUCCUCGCCGACGACAAGACGCCACUCAAGCGCGGCGCGUGGACCGGCCACCAGGGCACCGACGAGCUGCUGACCCUGCUGGCCCUCUUCUUCUCGCCCGGCUCGUACGGGCACGGCAGCGGCGGGUUCAGCGGGCGGGCGGUCAUGGUGCAGCAGGCGCAGCUUCUGCUGCAGCUCGUCAGCGUGCUCACGCUGCAGAUGGUCGAGGGGUAUAGAGGAAGGAACCGGUGGACGCUCCUAAGCUUCCCCUCGAUCUGGGCGUUCUUCUACCAGACCAUGUCGGGCAUGUUCAUCUUCCCCGUCUGGUAUGCCGUGCACACGCUGCUCUCGCACCGCGCGUCGUACUUCUCGGCGCCGGCCUCGACCUCGUCCUCGGGCCUGGCCAUCUCUCGGCCCUUUGCCAAGGCGCUGCUCCCGGCCAUCUUGGUGCUGUACGUCGUCCCGACCAUCGCCAUGUACAUCCCCUACGCGAACCCCGAGAUCAACCAGGACGCCGCCGCCUUCUGGCAGGCCACGCCCGCGUACGUCAACGUUGCGCUGUGGGUGCUCGCCCUGACCGUCUUCCGUGGCGGCGAUAGUAGCAGCAGCAGCACAAUUUCGACGGCCAGGAGCAGCAGCAGCGCGAGGCACGUCAACCGCGCGUAUGCGCUCGCUUUUGUCGUCGGCGUGCUCACCCACAUCAGCGUCGUCUGGCUGGUCAUGACGUCGUCCCCCGAGCAGGACCCGAGCAUGUCCUUCUCCGCCCUGUUCGUCCCCACGCUGGACCUGCACAACGCUCUGCCCGGGUCGCCCGCGGCCGGUAUCGUCUGGGGCACCCUGCGCAUGUUCCAGUUCGACCACAUUGGCAUCUUUGCCUCGACGCUGCUCUGGGCCGUGCUGGGCAUCUACGACGUGCAGACCCGGCUUGGUGCUGCUGGUGGGGAGAAGGAAGGAGGGGCGGUGGUGGUGCCGAUUUUAGCACUUCUGGCGGGUGUGGUUGUGCUUGGACCUGGCGCGGCGCUCGCGGCGUUUGGGGUCUGGAGGGAGAAGAAGCUUGCGGGUGCCGCAGCUUCAUCGACGACGGUAGCUGGUCGCGUCGAGGGCAAGAAGAGGCAGUGA
Molecule: messenger RNA, 1293 nt
Organism: Microdochium trichocladiopsis
Lineage: Eukaryota; Fungi; Ascomycota; Sordariomycetes; Xylariales; Microdochiaceae
Exons: 2
Coding region: 1-1293 (430 amino acids)
Source: RefSeq, a predicted model, not a curated record